Molecule: messenger RNA, 2522 nt
Organism: Folsomia candida
Lineage: Eukaryota; Metazoa; Arthropoda; Collembola; Entomobryomorpha; Isotomidae
Gene: fest
Exons: 6
Coding region: 1138-2214 (358 amino acids)
Source: RefSeq, a predicted model, not a curated record
AAACAAGUCCUUCCAGUCAGUCCUAGUGAAAAUUAAAUAUUUUAUUCAUUUACUUUUAUUUAUUACUAUUGCUCCGUGUCGUCCUUUAUCAGCUGUGACCAUAAUAUUAUCAUCACGAAUAAGCAAUUACAAAUAAGAUAAAUCAAAUCCAAACACCACAACAAGACGCAUUAAAGUCGAAUGAUUAGACCAAUGUUGUUGGUCUGCACGACAAGAAACAUGUGAAACUGGCCCAAUUUCAAUUUCAUAUAUUAGCUACAAGAGGAAAUAUCAUAAAAACACUAUAAACAUGAUUAUAGAUAAACAUGUUAUCGGUUCCAUUUCCAAUGAAAAACUCGCAGAUAAUUCAUGCUUCAAAAGUCGUUCCACCCGUCAUAUUAUAAGGACAUUCAAUGACCGAGUUGAAGGACUACAUACAGCAUAAUCUACGUAAAUUGCAUGCCUCGUGUAUGUAUCUACUUAUUAUAACUUCGAAUUUGGAAUCUUACGUAGGCAGGCAAUGUAAUACUUGGGUUUUAGUGGAACGGUCCAUGUUUCGUGACAAUUGUCAGAUAUAUGAGAUUAAAGGGGACAGAAUUUCAAAGAAUAAAUUACGGUCAAAAUUAGGGAAAUAGCACAAAGUUUGCAGUUUUCACCACUAAUUGGCAGAAUCGUGACGACCAACGACAGAGGCAAAGUUCAAAGCCAGCUGGCUCAAAGGGCAUCAUUUCCUUUUAUGAACGCUUAUCAUUAUUCAUUUCAUUGCGGCUGUGUCGAAUGUGUUCAUCAUGAGCAAAAUCACGAAUAAUUGGAAUAACACACAUUAGUGUCGCACAUCCCGUUGACUUGCCUCAUUGAAAAUACUCCUCGUUUUCACCACCGGAAGGAAAUUCCACAUUAAUAACAAAGGAGAAUUGAUUUCAAUUCCGCCCGCAUACAAAGAACGGCAAUAUUGUUGGAACGGAAUAAUAAUAAUAAUAAAGUUUUCUCGCAGCGGUGCUGUCGACAUUUCUUCUUUCGUAUAAUACAUAAUCCUAAUUGAAUUGUUAUCCAUAGCGUGUAGUUGGUGGAAUUUGUCAUAAUAAACAUUGCAUAAAUCGAAGGUUAUCUUAUAUUUCCACAAUUCUCCAUUGGACAAGUAAUUUAAAGUUGGUUCAAAUGCCAUCCAAUCGACUGGAGGAUGGGAGAGGGCACUUUUCCUUGCUGGUGGAUGACCGAGGAGGAGAUGGUGGUGAUUUAUUAGCAGAAGUAGCAGAGUCAUUUUCUCGAGUUCAUUCGUCCGGCCUCAAGUCUUCACCUCACCAGGCGUCACUCACUCCAUUCCAUCAUUCAUUUCAACGCAAAACUCGGUGGGUCAACACAACUUUUCAUCACUCUCCAGGAAAUCGAAAAUCCAAAAAUCAUUUGUACAGGAUGGGCUCCUCAAAUUACUGGAAUGAUCCUUACUCAACUGAAAAUUCAUCUGCAUUGGGGGCGACAGUGACGUCUCAAGGAAUAAUUAGCUUGCGGUUGCAUAGUGGAAUUCAAGUUGAUACAACGAUCGACAAGGGAAUCAGGGUGUUGAACUCUCAGAGUCAAAUCAUUAUUUCUCUUUCCCCGGAUGGUAACUCUGCAUCACUCAUUCAUCCAAGUGGGCUGGUUUAUGCCUAUGGCAGUAGAGUGGAAAUUACGACCACUGAUCCAACCACAGGGAAUACAAAGUUUGCCAAGAUGUUUUACAAAGGAGUGAGUUUCACAAGUGACACAUCGGCUUUGGUUUAUCUCGUUGACCAAGCAGGAACUCGUACAACCAGCGAUACGUUUUCCGACCUGAGUGGGGAUUUUAGCAUUCCGGUAUUCCUACACAAUGCCCACUACGGUUCGCACAUGGUUCGUGAAUGCAAAAAAAUCUGCUCGCAAACUCAGUAUUGGAUUACGGAAGAUGGGACUGAAAACUGGGUUGUCAACGGGAUUCGGGUGUCUCAAACUGCGGAUGGUUUGGUGAGGGUUGGACGAGGGACCAGUAAGUAUCAAAUCAGGACCUCGCCCACCAAUGGAACUGCAACAAUUACGACUCCUUCUGUACAUUCAACGGCUAGCAUGGGAAUCCCAUCAACCAGCAGCUCGUCUUCCGGGCCUCAUCUUUUUGUCAAACGUGGAGAACGCAGAUUGCAUUCUGAUGGAUUAACUUUUAUCGUCAGAAAUGCUGGACAUGCAUCUGGAUUUGAUGAAUUCAACCAACUUAAAGUCUACUAAGCAAACAGCCCGAUGAUAAUAAUCCUAACCUACCUACCUAACUAACCUUCACCAAUUAACCACUCCUGAAAGAUUAAUUACUUUCGCUCCUUCAUUGUGUCUAAAUCAUUCAGAAUAUGCAUGCGCAUAUACAUAAUUCGGAACUAUUUUGUCUGUCGUAUUUUGUAUCAGUAAUCAAAAAGUAGUAGUAAUAUAUAAUCUUAAUCAAGUCUAAUUAUGUAAUUAUGGGAGGUGAAGUGUGAACUUUGAGCUGUGGUAUAUGUAUAUAAUAUAUAAUAAGAGGUGAAAAUAAAUCAUGCUGGAAUAUA